Messenger RNA from Neurospora crassa OR74A, 2747 nucleotides. RefSeq names its product pre-mRNA-splicing factor ATP-dependent RNA helicase PRP16. Gene Ontology annotation, molecular function: RNA binding. NCBI's taxonomy places the organism in Eukaryota, Fungi, Ascomycota, Sordariomycetes, Sordariales, Sordariaceae. Bases 70 to 2592 code for a protein of 840 amino acids. The record is from RefSeq and is a predicted model, not a curated record. The transcript has a single exon. Gene Ontology annotation, cellular component: intracellular anatomical structure; catalytic step 2 spliceosome.
CACACUUCUCACUCGAUCCUCCAAUUCUCACCAGCUCUUGAUCUCACCAACCCCCGCCACCUCUCAAAAAUGUCACGCAAAAGAAAAGCCGAAUCCGGCGAAGUCCUCAAAAUCGGCAACAAAACCAUCUCCCUCGAAGGCUACCUCACCAAGAAACCAAAAACUGCCAGCACCCCUUCAACCUCGACAUCAGACAACAACACCCCAGCACCAUCAACCGAAAAUGAUACAACGACGACAGCAACAGACCCCAAGGAGUUCAAGCCCUCUCGCCCCCUCACAGGAGAUCCCUCCCUGUUCGCCACCCGCCGCGCCCUCCCGCUCUACCUCUACCAAGACCGGAUCCGCUCCAUCCUCUCGAAAAAGGACGUCCUGGUACUAGUGGGUGAGACCGGUUCGGGUAAAUCUACCCAGGUCCCGCAGUUCUUGUACCAGGAGCGGUGGUGUCAGCGACGGAGGGUCAAGGUUAAGACCAAGGUGUUGGAUAAAGAUGGGAAUGAGGUUCUGGAGGAGGGUGGUAAAGCAAAGACCAGGGAGGAGACGGUUAAUGUCGGUGGAGUGAUUGCGAUUACCCAGCCGAGAAGGGUAGCUGCUACCACGCUUGCGGGGCGUGUGGCGAAGGAGUGCGGGACGCCGUUGGAUACGAGUGGGAGGGGGACAGGGUUCAAGGGACGGGGACCGAAAGGGAAGGAUGGAAAGGGACCGAAAGGUGGGAAGGAGGGAGAGGAGUGGGAUGAGGAGAAGGAUGUGGUGGAGGAGAUGGGGAAGAAUAAUGGUGGUGAUGAGGAGGUGAUUGAGGAGAAUGGGAAUGAGAAGAAGGACAGGAAAGACCAGGAGAAGGGUCUGGUUGGUUAUUCAGUCCGUUUCGACCAUCGAGUACCACCGGGGACGAAGAUCAAGUACGUGACGGAGGGUAUGUUGCUGCAGGAACUGCUGAGGGACCCGCAUCUACGACAAUACUCGGCCAUCAUCGUGGACGAAAUCCACGAGCGCAGUGUGGAUGUCGAUUUACUAUCUGGUUUCCUCAAGCAGAUCGUCACGGGCGACAAGGCCGGUCGUGGAGGAAUCCCGCUCAAGGUGGUGGUCAUGAGUGCUACGGCACAGGUCGAAAGAAUCAAGAAAUUCUUUUCUAGCGACGACAGUCUUAAGAAGGGAACAUCCGGGGAGGAAGUGGAAUAUCUCGAGAUCGAAGGCCGACAGUUCCCGGUCGAAGUCAUCCACGAGCCCAAACCUGUUCCAGACAUCCAGGAGGCACUCCUCAAAACCGUCUUCAAGAUCCACACCCAAGAGCCGCUCUCCGACAAACACGGCAAGAAGGACAUCCUGUGUUUCUUGACAGGUCAAGAAGAAAUCGAAGCCGCCCAGCGCCUAAUCGAAGAAUUCGCCGAAACCCUCGACCCCAAAGUGCCCAAAGUCAAAGUCUUUCCCCUCUUCGGCCAACUCUCCAUGGAAGCCCAGCACGAAGCCUUCCAGCCCAUCAAACACCCCUUCACGCGCAAGAUCGUGCUAGCCACCAACAUUGCCGAAACCUCCGUCACCGUCCCCGGCGUGCGCUACGUCGUCGACUGCGGCAAAGCCAAAGUCAAACAAUACCGUCCCCGUCUCGGCAUGGAAUCGCUGCUCGCAAAACCCAUCUCCAAAUCCUCCGCCAUCCAACGAACCGGUCGUGCCGGCCGUGAAGGCCCCGGCAAGUGCUUCCGUCUCUACACAGCCGACACCUUCGCCACCCUGCCAAAGACGGACCUCCCCGAGAUUCUGCGGACCGACGUCCUCGGCGCCGUCCUGACAAUGAAAGCCCGCGGCAUCGACGACGUGCUCUCCUUCCCGUUGAUGGACCGUCCGGAACUCGAAGCCGUCGAAAACGCUCUUGUACAUCUACAUGUGCUCGGCGCGCUAGGCGACGACGGCCGCAUCACCGACACCGGCCGCAAAAUGGUCUUGUUCCCCGUGACUGCGCCCUACGCGCGCGUCCUGCUCGCGGCCGCUGACCCGCGCUAUGACUGUCUGCUGGAAGCCAUCGACAUCAUUUCGUGCAUCACGGCCGGCGACGACAUCUUCAUGCAAGUCCGCUCGGAAGAAGACAAGGAAGCCGUGGACGUGUACAGAAAAGAACUCCAGCGCCGCGAGGGCGAUUUGAUCACGUACCUGAACACCAUGCAACGCUUCGUUUCCACGCCCUCAGCCGACCGUGGGACGUUCUGCAAACAACGCCGGAUCAAUGUGCGGAAUAUGCGGCAGGCGCUGAAUAUCAGGAAACAACUCCGGUCGCUGUCGGUCAAGAAUAAGAUGCUGGCGGAGUUUCCAGCCCCAGAUGCGGAAGUGACGUACCAGCCUGUGUCGCCGGAGACGGCAGAGAGGAUCCUCAAGGCGUUCUUGAAGGGGUUCGCGAUGAAGACGGCGGUGCUGGCGCCCGAUGCGAGUUAUGUGACUGCCCAUGGGAAACAUGUGGUUGCUAUUCACCCGAGUAGUAGUUUGCAUGGGGUCAAGAGGGAGGCCAUCAUGUUUUUGGAGCAUGUGUAUACGCAAAAGAAUUAUGCAAAGAAGGUGAGCGCCAUUCAGGCGGGGUGGAUUGCGGAGGCGUUGGCUGUUUGAGCCUGAGUGUAUUCUAGUGGGUGGCGGGGUUUAAUGUGGCCAGAGAUGUGGAAUGGUGGUUAAGCGGUAGAGAAGAUGUGAGGUAUAGAUACCCUAGAUAGAGGUGCUGAAUGCAUGUACUUGGAUUCUACACUGAAUAUUAUAUCUGUUCAUCA